Molecule: messenger RNA, 5288 nt
Organism: Monodelphis domestica (gray short-tailed opossum)
Lineage: Eukaryota; Metazoa; Chordata; Mammalia; Didelphimorphia; Didelphidae
Gene: USP44
Product: ubiquitin specific peptidase 44
Biological process (GO): protein deubiquitination
Molecular function (GO): zinc ion binding; cysteine-type deubiquitinase activity
Source: RefSeq, a predicted model, not a curated record
UUAUCCCUGCCUCCACAACUCAAUUUUGGGAGGGGAUAUAAUACAUACAUAGAUGUACAAAUGCCUUCCAGAUAUAUUAUAGCUAUGAAAGUUCUUUGAGAGAACUGUGGCAUUUGUGGUGGUCUUUUAAAAAUAUUCAUAGAUGUUUAGCAGGUGAAGUAUAGGAUGGAAGAAGUCCAAGCACUGGAAAGCUCAGUGUCUGUGUUCUGUGGUUUAGUUUGGCUGUAGUGCUGAGGAAUAGGAGAAGGAUAAUUAGAAAUUAUAGAAAUAAUUAGACUACAAGAGGGGGAUGAUGCCAUAUUGUUAGGUUCUUGAAUACCAACCCUGAGGUAAAAAUUCAUGAACCUCAGAGUUAGGAAAGAUCUUCAGUCAUCUCACUUCAGUCCCCUAAUUGUACCCAUGAGAAAACUUAAGUCCUGGAGUGAUGAUAUAGUACGGUGUUAGUGAACCUAUGGUGUGUGUGCUGGAGGGGGAUGCUCCUCUCCCCUUCUCUACCACUGAGAACAUUUCUCCCAUCACCUGCCCCUCUGCCCAGCAGUCCAAUGGGAGGGCUUCCUCCCUCCCCUGUCUGGGGUAAAGCAGCGACUCACAUGCAGCAUGAGGGUUGCAGUUUGGGCACUUAGUCUCUAAAAAGUUCACCAUCACUCAUAUAGUAGGAAUCCACAAUUAGUACCUAGAGAUAUUUGAGCAGCAGUGUUAUCAGAUCUGUGGCUAAGAAAAAUUAAUCUGUUAGCAGUAUGAAAGAUGGAUUAGAAGAGGAUUGUUGGACUUGAACUGAAAUAGUCCUAGUAUUGGUGUGAUUCUGAAGGCCUAUAUUAAGAUGAUUAUAGUGGAGAGUAGAGAAACGGGAAUGUGCUAUCCCAUUUGAUGUUUACAGCAACCUUCUGAAGUAUCUGCAUUUUACAGAUAAGGAAACUGAGGCCCAUGGUCAUCCAGUUAAAGCAAACUCAAGUCCUCCUGACUCAAAGCCUAGCAUCUUCUCUCUAGUGUGAACCUGAAUGUCUUGAGUCAUGAGAAGGAAACGUUGGCCAAGAAAAGAUGACUAGGCACAAGAGAUCAGAGCCCUCAAAGACAUGGCCUACAACACUUUCAGGUUCUGCCCAAACAACAUUAAAAGUUUUCAGAUCCAAGUUACGGACAAAAACUCAUUCGGAUUAUGUAUUUCUCAGCUAGACGACAUAAAUUUUAACAAUGGAUAAAUGCAAGCAUGUUGGGCGGCUGCGGCUUGCUCAAGAUCAUUCUAUCCUCAAUCCCCAAAAAUGGCACUGUGUGGAUUGUAAUACUACAGAUUCAGUGUGGGCUUGCCUCAGCUGUUCUCAUGUGGCAUGUGGAAGAUACAUUGAAGAACAUGCACUCAAGCACUUUCAGGAUAGUAACCACCCAGUAGCGUUGGAGGUGAAUGAGUUGUAUGUUUUCUGUUAUCUUUGUGAUGACUAUGUUCUUAAUGAUAAUGCAACUGGUGACUUGAAAUUAUUGCGGAGUACACUGAGUGCAAUCAAAAGUCAGAAUUAUGACUGCACUACCCGGAGUGGAAGGAUUUUACGCUCCAUGGGUACCAGUGAUGACUCUUAUCCUUCACAUGAUGGUGCCCAAGCUCUCCUUCGAAAUGAAGAUCAAAUGUUCACUGCUCUUUGGCAUAGGAGGCGGAUGCUAAUGGGCAAAGUAUUUAGAUCUUGGUUUGAACAGACUCCCAUUGGGAAAAAGCGAUUAGAAGAAGAAAGGCUUCAGGAAGAAGCAGAAGCAAAGAGAGAAGAAGCAAGGAGAAGACGGCAAGAACUGAAGCGUCAGUUUAAGGCUGAAAUGGAGAGGAUGCCUCCAAGGAAAAGUUCACGUUUGCAAGGCCUUGCUCGAUCUGCCAUUGUGGAAAUGCUCCCAUUAAAGAAAUUCACUCAGAGCCCGGCAUCACCAGUGACUGGCAAAAAAUCGUCUACCUCACAUGAAAUAAGGUUAAGAAAACUGAGCGACUCCCCUGUCAAAAGAAGACCAACAGUUACUCCUGGGGUGACAGGAUUGAGGAAUUUGGGUAAUACCUGCUAUAUGAAUUCUAUUUUGCAGGUAUUGAGUCAUUUACUUAUUUUUCGGCAAUGUUUCUUAAAAUUGGACCUGAACCAAACUCAAGAAUUGCUGGCUACAGCUGCUAGUGGGAAGACUAGAUCUUCUUGUAAACAUCCACCAGUUAUAGACUCCAUGUUUCAUAUAAAAGAAAGUCAAGAAAAAUAUAGAGGCUCUCCUGGGUCAAGACGCCCAAGUCUUUCUUCAGGCUUAAGUGGUGGGGCAUCUAAAAGCAGGAGCAUGGAGCUUAUUCAGCCCAGGGAGCCAAGUUCUAAAUACAUUUCUCUUUGUCAUGAACUACAUACUCUUUUCCAAGUGAUGUGGUCUGGAAAAUGGGCAUUGGUGUCCCCAUUUGCCAUGUUACAUUCAGUGUGGAGGCUGAUACCAGCGUUCCGUGGUUAUGCCCAACAAGAUGCUCAGGAAUUCCUCUGUGAACUUUUGGAUAAAGUACAGCAUGAACUAGAGACCACUGGUACCAGGUAUCCAGCUCUCAUCCCCAGUUCUCAAAAGAAACUUAUCAAACAGGUUCUAAAUGUGGUGAAUACCAUCUUUCAUGGACAACUUCUUAGUCAGGUUACAUGCCUUGCAUGUGAUAACAAAUCAAAUACGAUCGAACCUUUCUGGGACCUGUCACUGGAGUUUCCGGAAAGAUACCACUGUAAUGGAAAAGAAAUGGCUGCCCAGUAUCCCUGCUUGGUUACAGAAAUGCUGGCCAAAUUCACAGAAACUGAAGCUUUAGAAGGAAAAAUUUAUGUGUGUGACCAGUGUAACACAAAGCGCAGGAAAUUUUCUUCAAAACCAGUUAUACUCACAGAGGCCCAGAAACAGCUUAUGGUGUGUCGGCUGCCUCAGGUUCUGAGACUACACCUUAAACGAUUCAGGUGGUCAGGGCGUAAUCACAGAGAGAAAAUAGGAGUACAUGUUGGUUUUGAUGAAAUUCUCAACAUGGAGCCCUACUGCUACAGAGAGUCUUUAAAGUCCCUCAGACCAGACUGCUUCAUCUAUGAUUUGUCUGCUGUUGUCAUGCAUCACGGGAAAGGUUUUGGCUCAGGACACUACACUGCAUACUGCUACAAUUCUGAAGGAGGGUUCUGGGUCCACUGCAAUGACUCCAAGCUCAACAUGUGCACUCUGGAAGAAGUGUGUAAGGCCCAGGCUUACAUCUUAUUUUAUACCCAACGAGUUCCUCAGGAGGAUGGACAUUCUAGACUCUCAGCUCCUGAAUUACUGCCUCCUAGCCCACAGCCAGCCAGGGAAGAAGCCAGCCCUCUUCUGAGUGCAAGGAGCUGAUCCAAAGACAGCAACUUACUGUUUGGCUUGGGGCACCAUGCUUUGAAUCCAGCUGAGGUAGGGGGCUUGUUUUGUACUUUCUCUUGUGAAUCAGUGUACACUAUGUUUAUAUAUUUUGUAUCUAGGUAAGCAAAGCAUUCUUUUUACAGAAACAAAGUUGGUAUAAAUUAACACUUGUAUAUUGACAGUAGGUAACUUUUAAACCUUUUUUAAAGUACCUGGAGUUUUCUUAUACAGCUGUUUUGUUUGGUUUUUUAAAGAGAAGAGUCAUUUAAAAUUUUUAAUGUUACCUCAGACUGGUGUUUGUUCUUUUUUAUCUUUAUCUUGUGGUUUUUGUUUCUUUUUAAAUCAUGGAUUUUUAUGAGACUGUCACUAAAAUUCUGGUUACACCAUUUUAUGUACACUUGUUAUUGCAUGCCUUCUUAAAGGCUAUUCCUACAGGGCUCAUUCUUUUAGACCAUUUCACCAAAAAAGGGUUUCUUUUUGGCCAGGUAUAAAUUAACAAAGCAUUUGUUUCUAUUCUACAAAAUUUAUCAAGCACUGCCAUAUAGGAGACUCUGGGAGUUACAGAAACAGGCUGUUCUUGGCCUCAGUCACUUGGAAAAUUAAAUCCCUCCUCACAGAUUAGUGGUUGGCUUCCCCAUCCCCAUCCAUCCCAUCCCCUUAACAGGGCUUUUCUUACAACUUGUUUUAAGAAUAGCUCCCUUUUGGUUAUAUUCUAAACAGCCAAGUUAAGUGACUGCAGGCCCUACUUGAGAUAGAUCUGGCGCUACUGAAAUGUUUUAUUUUGAGAGCAAAGGAGAAUUGUUCUUGUCCAAAUAAAAAAAGGUAGCUUAUAAAACUUUGUAUAUUGAAAUAAGCUAGUCUUGUGCAUACAGGGAAGUAGAUAAGUAUGGCAGCAGUGCAGGGUUAGGUCUUAGUAUCUUAUUUGAACGAAAUGAUUUGUUGUCAGCAUAAGCAUAAACUUCCUGCAGCCAGAAAAUGUGAAUUUAGUGAGCGCUGUGCAGAGAUCUUGAGACAAAGCAUAAAUAUGGUUUCAACUGCAAGCAUCAACAGUCCUCUCCAUUUCUUUACUUGGAAAAAUUAGACCUCCUAAGGAAGCUCUGUAGGAUAGGCAUCUUUUUUUAGUUCAGAUGAAUAAGAAUGGUAACGUUUUGAAAAGGAAGUUGCACAGGGCAUGGGGUUGAAGGAAGGAUGAUCAUUCAAAAUGUAUGCUCCAGAAUCAGCGUAUCAUUACAUGCUGAACUUAGCAUUUUCCCUCAAGUCUACGGAGUGGAUUAUUUCUUCCCUUGCCCCAAGUAUCUCAAGCUGGGGUUGUACAUGAUGCUGCUCCAAUAGCAUAAGCCCUAAUUAAUUUGAUGCAAGUUCCAUAUCUUUUAAACUAGGUUUCUCUUUUUAAAAGUUAAUGUGUUUUAAGGGGCCUAAACUACUAAGUUUGUUGUAUCUCUCUUUUCAAGGGUAGACUUAUAGGCCCAUUAGGCCAACUUCCCUUCUGCCUUGAAAUUAAUAUACCCCAUGUUUUUCUUUCAAAAGUUCUCAUUUUGCUGCCUCUUAAGGAAGGGUAAGAUGUGACCUAGCCUAGUUUUAAAUCUUAUAUAUACAGUUGUGCUCUCUUUUGGGAGUGCUAGCCUUAAGCACAGGAGGAAGACAAAAUACCUCCCCACUACUACCACUACACUGUUAAGAUGUUCUAUGCCUCCAACAUUUCUCAGAAAUUAAUCACCAACGGGGAGGAAUGCCAUUGAAAGAUUUGGGGGCAGUGGUGAUACUUAACCCAACUCCAUGUAAUGAGAAUUUACCACUGAAUAACAAAAGGUUUGUGCCAAAAUACAACUUGAGUAUUAGCUAAAUGCUAGGGUUUGAAAUUGUUUGUUUCAUAAAAACCUAUGCAAGUUGUUACCUCAACUGUUAGAUAAUUAUACCUCAAUAAAAUUUCAUGUGGGCAA